AUGGCGACAGCACUUAACAGUAGUGGAUUACUCAAGAUUGGGAAGGAGUUCUUGACGUGUAGCCUAUGCCUUGAUUAUUACACCAAUGCCAAGACGUUACCAUGCCUACACUCUUACUGCGAGAAAUGUCUGCUGACGCUGGUUGAGAAAAGAGGUGAAUUGGUUUGCCCGGAGUGUCGCGCCGUUGUGCCACUAACAGGGUCAGCUGAAGACACUGUGGCGGACGUGGGUGCAAACUGCUUUAUCAACGGAGUUGUCGAGUUUUUCAAAACUUUAGGCUCCGAUGAGUACCAAGCGGGCGUUCCCGACGCGCCGUGUGAUGCGUGUGAAGACAACUCUACCAAGAUUCCAAGAGAGAUUCCAAAUAUGAUACCUGUUAAUAAAAAACAUACUGUUACCAUCAACACAGUAGACCGUGAUAGAAAUCGCGUAGUACCGUUUAAUGGUGAAGAAGUGAGCGCCAGAUUGGAUAAUCCAGAUUACACAUCUACUGCACUGACUGUGGUGUCUGAUGGUAAUGGUAGUCAUACUCUCACGAUUCCGGGACAGAAGGACGGAAAGUACAAACUCAACAUCUACGUUGGCGACUCUCACAUUGCAGGAUCUCCGUUCAACAUUCAAGUUGUAUCUGAUGGAAGUCGGUCCGAAGCUCAAUUGCAACUGACAAUCCCUAACUUCAGCAACAUGACCAGUGAAGUAUAUAGCACCCCUGUCAUUGCUAAGAAUAUUUCAUGGAAGAUAUCAGCUACAAAGGAAGAUAUAGAGGAGAGUGACGCGAAAGGUUUGGCCAUAUAUUUGAAUGCUGAUGAUUGUAGUGAGUUCAAACCAAGUUACGAGGCCUCAAACUGGAAUUAUUCUCAUCGUAUAAAUAAGACUGAAUUCGUGCCUAGUAAAGUGACAGCACAGUUGCAGCUCCUCAACUGGAAGCAGCACAGAUUUCCUCGUGAUAUGGAACUAAUACAUUUGUUUGAAACGCCUAGUGGGUAUGGUUAUCCAAACUUUAUCGAUUUGGAGGUAAGUCAAUUCAUACUGUUAUGAACGAGUUGGAAUAUACGAACGUCACUGUUUAAACACUCAACUACAC
Molecule: messenger RNA, 1084 nt
Organism: Saccoglossus kowalevskii
Lineage: Eukaryota; Metazoa; Hemichordata; Enteropneusta; Harrimaniidae
Molecular function (GO): protein binding
Source: RefSeq, a predicted model, not a curated record